AUGGAGUUUGAGAAGUACCAGACCCAUGUGAUUAUUGCAGCAACGACGUCACAGCACAAAGAACAACUGAAAGCUAAAGACGCUAUAAUCCAACGUCUCAGAAAAAAGAAGAAGGAUGUGUUUAGUGGCCUCCAGGAGAAGGUCCAGAAGGCGGUGCAGGACGAGACACCAGGCCAAGGCCAACUCUUUCCUCCGCGGGCAAGUGGAAAGUUUAAAGAACCAGGACCAGGAAAUAGAGAAACUGAAACUGAAACACGGAGCAGAGGAGCCUCCUGCAGGAGAGGAUCCAGGAGCUGUCGGAGGCUCUGUGCGCCUCAAACCAGAACAACUCAGACCUGGAGGAGCAGAAACCUGCAGGAGGUUCUCAGAGCAAAGAAGGAGGAGCUGCAGGAGGUUCUCAGAGCAAAGAAGGAGGAGCUGCAGGAGGUUCUUAGAGCAAAGAAGGAGGUGCUGCAGGAGGUUCUUAGAGCAAAGAAGGAGGUGCUGCAGGAGGUUCUUAGAGCAAAGAAGGAGGUGCUGCAGGAGGUUCUCAGAGCAAAGAAGGCGGAGCUGCAGGAGGUUCUUAGAGCAAAGAAGGAGGUGCUGCAAGAGGUUCUUAGAGCAAAGAAGGAGGUGCUGCAGGAGGUUCUUAGAGCAAAGAAGGAGGUGCUGCAGGAGGUUCUUAGAGCAAAGAAGGAGGUGCUGCAGGAGGUUCUCAGAGCAAAGAAGGAGGUGCUGCAGGAGGUUCUCAGAGCAAAGAAGGCGGAGCGGCAGGAGGUUCUUAGAGCAAAGAAGGAGGAGACCAGCCCAUGUCUGAAGAGGAGGCUGGGGCUGGUCUCUGCUGUUCUGCCAGAGGUCCAGGCUCUGACACAGACCAGGACUCAGUAG
Messenger RNA from Knipowitschia caucasica, 867 nucleotides. The record is from the annotation of a GenBank genome assembly. NCBI's taxonomy places the organism in Eukaryota, Metazoa, Chordata, Actinopteri, Gobiiformes, Gobiidae.